AUGGCGGAUAUAUGGAAAAAGAAUUCAGUUAAAAACAGCUCAUAUGAUGCUGUUCCUGGGCGCAAAGAACAAAUAUUAUAUCAGCCGUGUUCAAGGAAGGAUUUACAAACAACGACUGAUGUCUUUUGUUCAGAGUGUGACGAAUAUCAGUGCAAUGAAUGUUCAAAGGCACAUACAGUCUAUGCGUUUAUGAAAAAUCACAAGUUAGUGAAUGCGACAAAAGUAAAAUCGAAAAUCAUCUUCUUUGAUAUGAAAGGAAUGGACAAUUGUGAACAACAUGGGAAAUUAUUGAUUUUUUUCUGUGAAGACGAGAACCAACUCUGCUGCAGCACAUGUGCUAAAAUGGAUCACCGAAAUGCCAUAGAAGUACAGAAGAUUGCCGGGAAGUCGCGUUCUGUUUGCUCCAAGUUAAAACGAAAAUUGGAAGAAGUAAAAUCAAAGGUGGAAAUGAUUGUUAAACACACUGAAUCAUAG
This is a messenger RNA of Mercenaria mercenaria, 474 nucleotides long. Its product is annotated as E3 ubiquitin-protein ligase TRIM38-like. Gene Ontology annotation, biological process: positive regulation of DNA-templated transcription. Gene Ontology annotation, molecular function: ubiquitin-protein transferase activity; zinc ion binding. NCBI's taxonomy places the organism in Eukaryota, Metazoa, Mollusca, Bivalvia, Venerida, Veneridae. The coding region runs from base 1 to 474 and encodes 157 amino acids. Gene Ontology annotation, cellular component: chromatin; nucleoplasm. The transcript has a single exon. The record is from RefSeq and is a predicted model, not a curated record.